This is a messenger RNA of Botrytis porri, 1026 nucleotides long. RefSeq lists its product as uncharacterized. NCBI's taxonomy places the organism in Eukaryota, Fungi, Ascomycota, Leotiomycetes, Helotiales, Sclerotiniaceae. The transcript is spliced from 2 exons. The coding region runs from base 1 to 1026 and encodes 341 amino acids. Gene Ontology annotation, molecular function: O-acyl-L-carnitine transmembrane transporter activity. The record is from RefSeq and is a predicted model, not a curated record. Gene Ontology annotation, cellular component: mitochondrial envelope. Gene Ontology annotation, biological process: mitochondrial transport; carnitine transmembrane transport.
AUGUCUCCCAGUUCUACCUCUACAGGAGCUCAAAUAAAUCAAAAGAUUGACACCAUCAACCCUCAUCUGCCUCACGUCCCUGAAUCUAAAGCCGAAUUAAAACAGGACGCUGAAAUUGUUGUUCAAAAAUCAUUCGCAGGAUUGCGAUCACUGGCUGCUGGAGGUUUCGGUGGUGUUUGUGCAGUUAUUGUUGGUCAUCCAUUUGAUUUGGUCAAAGUUCGUCUACAAACUGCGGAAAGAGGGGUUUACAAAGGUGCCAUUGAUGUGGUUACGAAAUCUGUCGCGAAGGAUGGUCUUGCGAGGGGUUUAUAUGCGGGUGUGAGUGCGCCGCUGGUGGGUGUUACUCCGAUGUUCGCUGUUUCUUUCUGGGGUUUUGAUGUUGGCAAGAACCUUGUGCGCAACUUUACCUCCACUGCUCCUCACGAACCCCUCACAAUCGCUCAAAUCAGUACAGCUGGUUUCUUCUCUGCCAUCCCACAAACUAUCAUUACCGCCCCAUUCGAACGUGUCAAGGUCCUCCUACAAAUUCAAGGUCAAAAAGAUCUUGCGCCUGGGGAAAAGCCAAAAUACAAUGGUGGUGUUGAUGUCGUGAAGCAACUUUACAAAGAGGGUGGUAUCAAAUCAGUCUUCCGAGGAUCAGCAGCUACACUAGCAAGAGAUGGACCUGGAAGUGCUGCAUAUUUCGCAACUUACGAAUACAUUAAGCGUCGUCUAACUCCUAUAGACCCUCUUACCGGAAAACCCGGGAAGGAUUUGAGUCUAUUGGCAAUCACUGGAGCGGGAGCAUGCGCAGGUGUAGCAAUGUGGAUUCCAGUUUUCCCAGUUGAUACAGUCAAGUCGAGGUUACAGACCAUGGAAGGAAAACCAACUGUUGGGGGUGUUAUAAAGGGAUUAUAUAGAAAUGGAGGAUUCAAGGCAUUCUUUCCUGGAUUCGGACCAGCAUUGGCGAGAGCUGUACCUGCUAAUGCGGCCACAUUCUUGGGUGUUGAAUUGGCGCAUCAAGCUAUGAACAAGGUGUUCGACUGA